AAUCACACACUUCCGCUGCUGCUCCGAGCCUCAAGAGGACAAGAGGAGGAAGAAGAAGGAAGCGGUAGGUACAAACCGAAAACAAAACAGCGAAAUGUUCGGGAAAAUUAAACCUGUGAAAAUUAGGAGUUACAGUGAAAACAGGAAAUACGGAAUUGCCGCAAAAGAUGUGAAGGAACUACUGAAGAAGGCCUGCAAUUUGCUACUGGUGCCACUCUCUGGUGCACGUGUUUGCUUGUAUGAGGACGGGACAAUAGUGACGGAGGAGUUCUUCCCAACUUUGGCGGAUAACACCGAAUUGGUUCUUAUGUCUAAAGGGCAGACCUGGAGUGGAGUUGUGUGUGACAUCAGUCAGCUACUCAACACAGACCGGCAUGCCGACAGCCUCAUUGAAGCAGCGAAGGGGCUCCUCUCUGAUGAGAAGUCUUCAAAGAGGCGUAAAAUCCUGACAGACCUGCUACAGAACCUGGAGGAUAGGUCGGAGCUGGAGAGCAGAGAGGAGGACGAAGACUGGUUCCAAGGUGUUGAUUCUCGAUUUAAAACAAAGUCUGCCUACAUGAAGUACAACUGUGAAAGCAGGAUACGCGGCUACUUGAAAGAGCUGGAUGAUGCCACCAAAUCCAUACAGAAAGCAAAAGUGAGGGCAGAGUUUUUGAAAACCUCCCAGAGCCUCACAGAAAUGCUGAAAACAGCCAAGUAUAAUGGCUGCUACUUUGACAGGACUGAAAAGCAACCAGAUCGCCUUUGUACUCAGGAGGGAUGGUUCACCUGCCAGGGAUCAUUUGAUGAGAACGUGUGCAAAUCUCUUCACUCUAUCAACCCCUAUGGAAGCCGCGAGGGCAGGAUUGUCUUCAGCACUUGGAAUUUGGACCACAGGAUUGAAAAGAAGAGGACAGUUAUUCCCGCUCUGCUGGAAGCUCUGCAGAAUCACAGGAGCACUGACAUCAACCUGAACUACUUCUACCAACUCCUGUUCACGAGGGAAAACCUGAAGCUGGUCCACAUCGUCUGCCACAAAAAAGGAGCUCACAACCUGCAGUGUGACACCAAGAAGAUCUAUAAUAAUGCCACCAAGGAUCUAAAAGCAAAACAGAAGCCCAAAGUAAAGAAACGGCGCAUGACUUGAAGUCCUGUGACAAAUGAGUGGACUGUGAUUUGUUUGAUGGACUUGGUAAAUAAUUAACUCUGAAAAGAACCCAUCACAUCAGCUGGAAAGG
This is a messenger RNA of Maylandia zebra (zebra mbuna), 1217 nucleotides long. It is a transcript of the gene dffb, whose product is annotated as DNA fragmentation factor, beta polypeptide (caspase-activated DNase). Gene Ontology annotation, biological process: apoptotic DNA fragmentation; apoptotic process. NCBI's taxonomy places the organism in Eukaryota, Metazoa, Chordata, Actinopteri, Cichliformes, Cichlidae. Gene Ontology annotation, molecular function: DNA endonuclease activity. Gene Ontology annotation, cellular component: nucleus; cytoplasm. The record is from RefSeq and is a predicted model, not a curated record.